CAUGCCACCUGCAUUCAAAGAUCACUUGAAGGGUAGAAGGGCAGAAAAAAGGAGGAAGGGCAAAUUUGAGCCUCCCACACCUAAAGAGACAUCAAGAAUGUCCACAAUUACUUGUAGCAACUGCAACUUACAGGGCCACAAGUACACUAGCUGCUCACAACCUUUGAGGCCUGACCUAGCUAUGAGGAAAAACAAUCACAAGGCCAAUAGAACAAUGCCAACAGCAGAUGCUUCUGGGACUAAUGUACCUGCUAGCUCUUCUGGGACCAAUGUACAUCAUGUAGCUCCAGGAAAUGCUCCAGGAAAUGCUCCAGGAAAUGCUCCACCAAAUGCUUCAAGAUCUGCUCCAGGCACAGCUCCAAGGUAUACUGCUGGUUCAUCUGCUCCAGGAAAUGCUGGUUCAUCUGCUCCAGGAAAUGCUGGUUCAUCUGCUCCAGGAAAUGUUGGAAGAUCUGCUCCAGGAAAUGCCAGGGGUUUGUCUGGUUAUUUCAAUGCUGGAGCAAAUGCUGGUCCAGGAAGAGAUGCAUCUGACCCUCCUCUCCAAGGAAGAAAUUAGGUCCUUUGUACUGUUGGUCCUGCUAGAUCAUUUGGAUGUGCAUGUACCUGACAUGGUUAAGACCAUUUUGUGAUGCCUGUAAACUAAAGGCCAUGCCUGAUGUGAUGCUUCUGACCUAAAGGCCAUGCCUGUAGAUGUUUAAGACCAUUUUGUGAUGCCUAUGUUGUUUAAGACUAUGAUGUUUCAAA
This is a messenger RNA of Lolium perenne, 744 nucleotides long. RefSeq lists its product as uncharacterized. Lineage: Eukaryota; Viridiplantae; Streptophyta; Magnoliopsida; Poales; Poaceae. The record is from RefSeq and is a predicted model, not a curated record.